Pogoniulus pusillus (Red-fronted tinkerbird) is the source of this 2052-nucleotide messenger RNA. It is a transcript of the gene GATA5, whose product is annotated as GATA binding protein 5. The transcript is spliced from 6 exons. Lineage: Eukaryota; Metazoa; Chordata; Aves; Piciformes; Lybiidae. The record is from RefSeq and is a predicted model, not a curated record. Gene Ontology annotation, cellular component: nucleus. Gene Ontology annotation, molecular function: zinc ion binding; DNA-binding transcription factor activity, RNA polymerase II-specific; RNA polymerase II cis-regulatory region sequence-specific DNA binding. Bases 57 to 1238 code for a protein of 393 amino acids. Gene Ontology annotation, biological process: cell fate commitment; negative regulation of transcription by RNA polymerase II; positive regulation of transcription by RNA polymerase II.
GUCGGGGCGCAUCCGGCCGGGUCCUGAACAGCUUCUACUGCCCCCGAGGACGGAACAUGUAUCAGGGUCUGGCCCUCGCCCCCAACCAUGGCCAGUCGGCUUAUUCCCACGACUCCAGCAACUUCCUCCACUCGUCGGCCGGCUCGCCUGUCUACGUGCCCACCACCCGGGUACCCUCCGUUCUCCAAACGUUGCCCUACCUGCAGAGCUGCGAGCCGCACCAGAGCCACCUCACCAAUCCCCCGGGUUGGGGGCAAAGCAGCGGCGAAGCCGCCGCUUUCAACACCGGCAGCCCUCACCCGCCGUCGAGUUUCUCCUACUCUCACAGUCCACCGGGCGGUAGCCCCCCGGGCCGCGAUGGUGCCUACCAAGGGCCCCUGCUGCUGGGCGGCGGGGGCCGGGAGCAGUACGGCAACGCCUUGGUGCGCUCCGUUAACGGGUCUUACUCCAGCCCCUACCCCGCCUACGUGACCCCCGAGAUACCGCCUUCCUGGACGGCCGGACACUUUGAGAGCAGCGUCCUGCACAGCCUGCAGACGAGGCAGGCGGCUUUACCCGGCCGCAGGUCCACCUUCGAGUACCUGGAGGAGUUCCCCGGGGAUGGCCGGGAGUGCGUGAACUGCGGGGCCAUGUCCACACCACUCUGGAGGAAGGACGGCACUGGGCACUACCUGUGCAACGCCUGUGGGCUCUACCACAAAAUGAACGGCAUCAACCGGCCACUCAAGCCACAGAAGAGGCUGUCUUCAUCCAGACGUGCUGGCCUAUGUUGCACUAACUGCCACACAACCAAUACCACCCUCUGGAGAAGGAAUGCUGAAGGGGAGCCUGUCUGCAACGCCUGCGGAUUAUACAUGAAGCUCCAUGGGGUACCACGACCUCUGGCCAUGAAAAAGGAAAGCAUCCAGACGCGGAAAAGGAAGCCUAAAAACAUUACCAAGGGCAAAACCUCAACAGGGUCUACAACUUCAGCCACUAACUCCCCUUCUUCCAUUACAAACUCAGACAGCACGGUCACUUUAAAGUCAGAGCCCAGCACAACCUCCCAGUAUCCUGGACAAACCAUUGUGUCAGUGUCCCAGGCACAGAGCCAGUCAGACGAGACGCUGGCUGGCAGCCACAGCGAGUUCAAAUUUGAGCCUGAGGACUACACCUUCUCCCCCACCACCAUGGCCUCACAGCCUGGGCUGAGCGUGCCCCUCCGGCAGGACUCCUGGUGUGCCUUGGCCCUUGCCUAAAAGUCCCCCAACCUCCAGCAGAAAGCCUUGGGACCAAUGCUUUUGGCUGGCCCUGCAAACAGCCAGCGGGCAGGAGGACAGCUGCCCUGGCGCUUGGGGACUGUGGGGUGUCAAGCAGUGGCUGCAGGACAGGUUUCUCUUGGAGGAUGUGCAUGGAAAACACUGGGCAGAUGGGGCCAGGAUAGCCCUGCUGUGUCACCAGCUCUUCUGAGAGCUCAACCUCAGCUGGAGUGACCCAGGGUUGCCUCCCCAAGGCCAGAACCCCAGGGCUGCCUCCGUUAUCCUGAGGAAAGCCUUCCUCCUUUGAGAUGAAACCAGCAAAUAAAUGCAUCCCAGAAUCUAUGUUUAUUCGCAGUGAUUUCUCCCUCCUAUGACUCCUCUGUGUGCAAUUUAUUCCACUUUCCAAUAAAGACUGUAAUAACGUGGCACCAAAUAACUUAAUUUUAUUAAAAUGUAAACUGUGUGGCCUCCCUUUGGUUUUAUUGGCCACAUCAGGAGGAAAAGAGGAGAAAAGGGGUGGGGGGGGGAAGGCAAAGUUGGUUUAAACAUUUACUGUUUUAUACUCCAAACCAUCAUCUCUAUAGAGUGUUAGCUUCUGAAGCCUUUAGAGGAUCAACACUGAGCUGAGGAGUCAGACAUGAAAUAAACACUCUGCUCUUUCUUUUCCAGCUCCAAAACAAAGAGGGGGUUUUUUUUCAUUAAUUAUUAUUAUUGUUGUUUUAAGCAAACCACACAACAACAGCAACAAAAAAAAAAAGGUCAAAACCUCCCAAUAAUAAUAAUAAUAAUAAUAAUAAAAAGACUGAUUUUUUUU